Messenger RNA from Corythoichthys intestinalis (scribbled pipefish), 4771 nucleotides. Its product is annotated as E3 ubiquitin-protein ligase TRIM35-like. The transcript is spliced from 2 exons. Gene Ontology annotation, cellular component: cytoplasm. Gene Ontology annotation, molecular function: zinc ion binding; ubiquitin protein ligase activity. Lineage: Eukaryota; Metazoa; Chordata; Actinopteri; Syngnathiformes; Syngnathidae. The record is from RefSeq and is a predicted model, not a curated record. Bases 160 to 1554 code for a protein of 464 amino acids. Gene Ontology annotation, biological process: protein ubiquitination.
CUCUCUGAUGUCACAAAACAGUAGGCGGAAACAGGCAACGCGGGGACGAAGAGGACUUUUUCAGAUCCUCUUGAAAGUUCAACUCCGUAUGCCGUUUACAGAAAAGGAAUCGGCCUGAAGUCACCGUGUAUCGUACACCGGAUCAGCUUCCCAAGCGCCAUGGCUGUGGCAAUUGCGGAUGACCUUCGUUGUCCCACCUGCCUCAACAUUUUUAAAGAUCCCGUCAUGCUGAAGUGCAGUCACAGUUUUUGCCGAGCAUGCGUGAAGAAUUGGUGGAAGCAUAAACAAACCAGCACCUGUCCAGUCUGUAGGAAAAGAUGCGUACCACCAAAAUUGUCUUCGAACCUGACACUGAAGAACAUAUGCGAAACCUUCACACAAGCCUCAGUGGAGACGGAGGCCUUCUGCAGUUUGCACGAGGAGAAAAAGAAGCUCUUCUGUUUGGACCACCAGGAGUGCGUGUGCCUCAUCUGCAGAGAUGCCCAAAUACACACAGGCCACAAGUUCCGUUCCCUACACGAGGUCGCGCAGGAGCACGAAGAGAAACUUCAGAAAGCCUUGCAAAUAGCUGAGGAACAACUGAAAGAUUUCACUUGUAUUAGUGACGACUACAACAACCAAGGAGAGUAUAUCAAGGCCCAGCGGGUCCAGAUAGAAAGUAAGAUUAAGAAGGCGUUUGAGGAGUUUCGGCUCUUUCUGUAUGUUGAGGAGGAUAGCAUGUUGUCUGCUCUAAGGGAAGAAGAGCAAAAGAAAAGUCAGAUGAUGAAGGCCAAUACUAAGGUUCUAAGCAGAAACUUGGCUGAAAUCUCAGAUGCGAUCAGAAGCACGAAAAAGCAUCUGACGGCUGACCACGUUUCCUUCAUGAAUAACUUUCACGAUGCAAUGAACAGAAUCCAACAGCUGCCCCAGAAGCCCAAGAUGUUCCCGGGAGCACUGAUAGAUGAAGUCAAAUAUCAGGGCAACCUCAAGUUCACCGUGUGGGAACGAAUGAAGGAGAUGGUAUCCUACAGUCCUGUUAUUCUGGACCCAAACACGGCCUCGCAUUUAUUAAGUCUGUCCGAUGAUUUGACCAGCGUGAGCUUAAACGUUGUCGAACAGCGGCGUCCAGAGAACCCCGAGCGCUAUCAGUCUCGAGUACGGGUGCUCGGUUCCGCUUUGGAUCCGGGUACACAUGUCUGGGAUGUUGAAGUAGGAGAUAAUGUGGAUUGGUUAGUGGGCGUUGUUGGGGGGGACUGUUUGCCGCAUAGCUCCUUUGUAUGGGGCAUUAGAUUUAGUUGCGGUGAAUAUCAAGUUUUUUCAUUACCAUAUCCAGUCCAGAAAUUGCCAAUCCAAACAAAUGUGCAGAGGGUGCGAGUUCAUGUCGACACAGACACGCGAUCACUUUCAUUCUCUGAUUCGCUUACAAACACUGAAUUAUACACCCGAAAGAACAUUCCCAUUUGGACAAGUUUGUCUGAUAACAGGACAAUCUAUCCUUACUUUUACACUUCUGAUAAACGUCCACUGAAAAUCAUACCAUGUCCAAUUUCUGUUCAAACCCACGUUCAAGAAUGAAGUCUGUUAUGUUAUGGAUCUGAAUCAGAAAAUCGGCUUUUAUGAGAAAGACGCAGUGUUUUAGCAAAUGGGUUUAUGAAUCAGUCUACAGUGCUGGCCAAAAGUAUUUGUACCCCUGCUUCUGUCAGAUAAUCCUCAAUUCCUCCCAGAAAAUGAUUGCAGUUACAAAUGCUUUGAUAGUAAUACCUGCAUUUAUUUUGCUUGCAAUGAAAAAACAAAAGAGGAUUAAAAAGAAAAAAAAUCUAUCAUUUUACACAAAACUCCAAAAAUGAGCCAGGUAAAGGUUUGGCACCCUCAGCCUAAUAUUUGGUAGCACAUUGACAAAAUAACUGCAAACAACUGCUUCCGGUAUCCAUCAAUUGAGAUUACCGUUUUACAAUGCUCUGCUGGAAUUUUAGACCAUUCUUCUUUGGCCAACUGCUCCAGGUCUCUGAGAUUUGAAGGGUGCCAUUUUCAGAUCUUUCCACAGGUGUUCUAUGGGAUUCAGGUCUGGACUUAAUGCUGGCCCCUUUUGAAGUCUCCAGUGCUUUCUCUCAAACCAUUUUCUAGUGCUUUUUGAAGUGCCUUUGGGGUCAUUGUCCAGCUGGAAGGCCCAUAACUUCUGAGGGAGAACCAUCUUUCUCACACUGGGCCCUACAUAAUCCUGCAAUAUUUCUUGGUAGUCUUCAGACUUCAUAUUGCCAUGCUUACGGUCAGGCAGUCCAGUGCCAGAGGCAGAAAAGCAACCCCAAAACAUCAGGGAACCUCGGCCAUGUUUGACUGUGGGGACCAUGUUUUUUCUUUGAAGGCCCCGUUUUUUCCCCCUCUAAACUUGUUGCAUUUUCCCAAAAAGCUCUAUUUUUGUCUCAUCUGAACAGAGAGCAUUCGUCAAAAACGUUUGUGGCUUUCUUAGAUAAGUUUUGGCAAACUCCAGCCUGGGUUUUUCAUGUCUCUGGAUCAGAAGUGGGGUCUUCCUGGGUAUCUUACCAUAGAGUCUCUUUUCAUCCAGACGCCAACGGAUAGUAUGGGUUGACACUGUUGUACCCUCGGACUGCAAGACAGUUUGAACUUAUUAGGAUGUUUGUCGAGGUCCUUUAUCCACCAUCCGCACAAUCUUUCGUUGAAAUCUCUCGUCAAUUUUUCUUUUCCAUCCACUUCUAGGAAGGUUAGCCACAGUGCCAUGGGCUUAACAGUUAUGGAUGACACUGCGUACGGUAGACGCAGGAACAUUCAGGUCUUUGGAGAUGGACUUGUAGCCUUGAGGUUGCUCAUGCUUCCUCACAAUUUUGCUUCUCAAGUCCUCAGACAGUUCUUUGGUCUUUUUUCUUGCCAAAUCCAUGCCCAAUUUGGUACACACAAGGAAAUAGGACAGAGGUUGAGUCGACUUAAAUCCAUUUUAACUGGCUGCAGAUGCGAUUUAGUUAUUACCACCAGCUGUUAUGUGCCACAGCUAAGUAACAGGUGCUGUUAAUUACACAAAUUAGAGAAGCAUCACAUGAUUUUUCAAAGGGUGCCAAUACUUUUGUCAGGCCCAUUUUUGGAGUUUUGUGUCAAAUGAUAAUGCUUUUUUUCCCCAUUCUCCUUUGUGUUUUUUCAUUGCAAGCAAAAUAAAUGAAGAUAUUACUACCAAAGCAUUUGUAAUUGCAAUCAUUUUCUGGGAGAAAUUGAGCAUUAUCUAACAGAAUUGCAGGGGUGGCAGCACUGUAAAUAGAGCUUUUUUCAGCUGUUGGCCUGAUCUGAAGUUUGAACGGCUGAGAACUGUGUUUCCACUGCACAUUUCACCCUUCACUGGCGCAGUUUGUAUCAUGCAGAUCUAUCGUCAACCCCAACGCUUUGCUGAAAUGCCCAAGGGAGUAUCAAGGGCCCAGCCAAAGAAUGUAACUAGGGAUGUCCCGAACCCAUCACGUGAUCGUAGAUGGGGCUGAUUGCGCCAUUUUUCAGAGGAUCAGAAUCAGAUGAAAAGGAUUGUGUUUUUCAUUUAAAAAAUAUACAGUGGUACCUCGACUUCCGAAAUUAAUUUUUUCUGGAAGUCGUUUCCUGGUAGGCAGGUGAACAGGAUAUUGACCACCACCGCAUUGGUACAGUAGGUGGCGGUACGCACCUGACAGUUGCUUGCAAUCCGCCAUUAAACUAAGUUUUUGAGCUUAUUAAGCUUCUGGUUACAGUGCAGUCAAUUUUAUUGCUUGUUUUUUCCAUUCUGCAGUUUUAAAUAAAGCUGAUUAGUCAAUAAAUUUUCUGGUUCUUUCUUUGAAUAUGGACUCAGAUCUCUGUAAGUUGGUUUGUAUGCACGGUGAUCCCUCGUUUUUCUCAGUUAAUGGGGACCAGAACUAGCCGUGAUAAGUGAAAAAGUUCUUGUGUGUGUGCCAUGCAUUUAUUCAGAUUUAACAUUACCGUUUCGUUUUCUCUCAAAUGAUUUUUUUUUUUAAAGUUUGGCUUAAUGUGGUUAUGUAAUGGGUUAUCGUACAGUAUCAUUAUAAUAACAGUUUAUAUAGAAGUUUGUGCUGAAAAGAAAAAAAUACCAUGGUUGAAUAAAAAAAUUAAACAAAAAUAAGCAGUCACUCAAAAUGUUACUCACUUGAGUAUUCUUUUCACUGGUGAAGGUAAAGUAAUUUCAAAAUAAGAGAAAACAGUGUUUUACCAUGCAUAACUUUAAUCAACAGUCAAAUGUAAUGGCAGAGGCAUUCCUACAAGUGUCAGGAAAUAACAUAACAGAUGUGUGUGAAGGCACAAUUACAGGACUUGCAGAACAAGCCCACAGUCAACCAUAGGAAGGGGGGGGGGGGGGCAGACGCUCCCUUUUGUCUCAAAAGGCGGGAAAACAACCCGGCUGUCCCACAUACUGAGAGGGACCCCCCGGAGAUAAAGAGAGAAGACCCCGCCAUCCUGCAGGGGAAUUUAAACCAAUCAGAGCAAGCUAAGAAUAAUUGCAGAGAUCACAUAGCCAAUCAAUAGUCGAUAGGAACAUGUAUUUGCAUAUUGUGUAGUAUGAAUCAUUCUUGGGCAACUCGGGUGUGUGCUUCUCCUGAUAGACACAGGAAAGUACGAGGCUGUACUGAGAGGGACCUGAGACCCGAGUGCUGUAUUAGAUUUGCUUGUUAGGAAUAAAUCCACUCGUGUGUGAAAAUGCCGGCUUCCUGACGCCUUUCUUUUCAGAACGAAUACGCGUAAUUGUUGGAAGAGUGUUUGGUGAUAAGGUAAAACUUAUAUAACACUAAAACGGAGUCAGGUAAUUAUUGCG